Messenger RNA from Knipowitschia caucasica, 633 nucleotides. Lineage: Eukaryota; Metazoa; Chordata; Actinopteri; Gobiiformes; Gobiidae. The record is from the annotation of a GenBank genome assembly.
AUGGAGGCUUUAGGGGGCUACCCUGUGAAGUCCUCCCGGGCCAGAUCCAAACGCCUCACGGUGCUGCUGAGCAUGACCGUGGGAGUGGGCUGCCUCUUCCUCCUCCAAACACAUCUAUUCAGGCACAAAACGCUCAAGGAUUUUUACUCGUUCGACGUAAAAGACGCGAAGGGCAAGACGUUUUCCUUGGAGAAGUACCGAGGCAAAGUCUCUCUGGUUGUAAACGUGGCGAGCUACAGCGACAACACGGAGGAGAACUACAGGUUUCUCCAGGAGCUGCACCGGGAGCUGGGAACGUCACAUUUCAACGUGCUGGGUUUCCCGUGCACGCAGUUCGGGGACGCGGAACCGGGCGCCAGCAGAGACGUGGAGGCGUACGUCAGGUCUACGUACAGCGUCACGUUCCCGUUUUUCAGUAAAGUGAGGAUUCUGGGCAAAGAGGCCGACCCUGCCUUCAAGUUCCUCACAGAUUCCGUGCAGCAGACCGUGCGGUGGAACUUCUGGAAGUUUCUGGUGAACGCCGACGGGAAAGUGGUGCGAUUCUGGAAGAACUCUGAGUCUGUGGAGAGCGUACGGGAAGAGGCCCGAGCUCUGGUCCGAGAGAUCAUCCUGAAGAGGAGGGCCGAGCUAUGA